Messenger RNA from Sinocyclocheilus anshuiensis, 1852 nucleotides. Its product is annotated as microtubule-associated protein RP/EB family member 3-like. NCBI's taxonomy places the organism in Eukaryota, Metazoa, Chordata, Actinopteri, Cypriniformes, Cyprinidae. Bases 31 to 873 code for a protein of 280 amino acids. Gene Ontology annotation, molecular function: microtubule binding. The transcript has 6 exons. The record is from RefSeq and is a predicted model, not a curated record.
GUGCCGCUGGUGUCCGUCUGCAGCUGUGGGAUGGCGGUAAACGUUUACUCCACGUCGAUGACCAUCGAGAACCUGAGCAGACAUGACAUGCUGGCCUGGGUCAACGACUCUCUGCAGCUCAGCUACACCAAGAUCGAGCAGCUGUGCUCAGGUGCGGCGUACUGUCACUUCAUGGACAUGCUGUUCCCCGGCUGUAUCCUGCUAAAGAGGGUGAAGUUCCAGGCCAAACUGGAGCACGAUUACAUCCACAACUUCAAAGUGCUGCAGUCGGCCUUCAAGAGGAUGAGCGUGGACAAGAUCAUUCCUGUGGAGAGGCUCGUCAAGGGCAGGUUUCAGGACAACUUCGAGUUCCUUCAGUGGUUUAAGAAGUUCUUCGACGCCAACUACGACGGAAAAGAGUACGACCCUCAGUUAGCGCGACAGGGCCACGACGUCACGCCACUGCCCCCCCCCAACCCAGGUGAAGUCAUUUCCCACAAAACCAAGAGCCCUCAGAAAGCAGCAGGACCCCAGCGGACGUCACCAACGGUACCCAAAACUAUGCCCGCCCCCCCACGCCCCAUAAGCUCCACCCCCUCAACCGGAACACGGAGGAACAUGCCAAUGUCACGGAACGGAGGCGGCGACGCCGAGAUCGUGGAGCUCAACCAGCAGCUGAUGGCCCUGAAACUGACUGUCGACGGUUUGGAGAAAGAGAGAGACUUCUACUUCGGCAAACUCCGAGACAUUGAGCUGAUCUGUCAGGAGAACGAGAGUGACAGCAACCUGGUCCUCGGCAAAAUCCUGGAGGUGCUCUACGCCACAGAGGAUGGUUUCGUGCCUCCGGAGGAUGAGGAGAUUGACGAACAGCCGCAGGACCAGGAUGAAUACUGAUCCUCCUCAUCCUCACUCUCUCUCUCUCCAUCCUUUCUGCCUGCCCUUCCUCCAUCACGUCAUCCUUCUUUAUUUCUCACCCUCUUUCACUCCAUCCCCCACCAGCAGACACUAGGGGCGUGGCCUAAUAGGCUCAUAGCGUGAGUAGGGCGUGUCUAUGCUAAUGAGGUCUGAAGUGAUAUGGUGAAGCUGAUGUUUGAUUGGCUGUGAGUUUAAUGAAGAGUCCAGACGACUCGAUGAUGAUGAUGCGGUGACACUUUCUCACACACACACACACUCACACACACACACACACACACACACACACACAUGUCUCACACACACUGAUGUAGCGACACACACUGAGCCAAGGUUAACAGUUUUUUAUUUGGCUUAUUUAUUAGAGAGCUUGGCACUUUUGUCAUUUUUCAUUUGAAUCUUUUGUUUUCUUUAGAGGGGUUUUGAGUAGCAGUGAAUGAAGUGGACACUAAGGAUCAAAUCCCAGACAAAUCGCAGGUUAAAUAAGCUUCAAAUCAACAUGAAGCCUAUUUACUUUCUUAUUCCUGCUCCUGAUCUUAUUACAUUCACCAUCAGACCAGAACCGCGUGUUAGGACAGCAAAUCGAGUCUUCAUGCUGACUUUAAAGAGUUUGUGUGUGUUUAAAUCAUUAUUGAUAGUGCAGGUGUGAGAGUUUUAUUUAUUUAUAAAGGAAACCGUCAAACGGCAUGAAAAAGAACAACUAACAUUGAAUGGAAAAGUCAAUGAAUACGAAGAAGAAAAGAGACUUGGCCAUUACUAACGGUUAACCGACUGACGCUACAAAACCGAGUUUUCUAGCUGCUAUGUUUUAAUGUAACAUUUCAUUCUCAGUCUUUAUUAUUUGAUUGACAGGCCUGUGUCAUUAACCCUUUCACUCCUCAUCUGCUGUAAUGGCAACCAUUUGCAAACAUGCAUCCAUGUGGAGUUUUUCUUUGUAAAAUAAAAAAGUGUGGAGAAUGAA